This is a messenger RNA of Erpetoichthys calabaricus (reedfish), 4061 nucleotides long. It is a transcript of the gene slc25a14, whose product is annotated as solute carrier family 25 member 14. Gene Ontology annotation, cellular component: mitochondrial membrane. Lineage: Eukaryota; Metazoa; Chordata; Cladistia; Polypteriformes; Polypteridae. Gene Ontology annotation, biological process: mitochondrial transport. The coding region runs from base 171 to 1043 and encodes 290 amino acids. The transcript is spliced from 9 exons. The record is from RefSeq and is a predicted model, not a curated record.
AAGAUGUCUACCAUCGGAAUGCUUGGGUGUACUGUAUAUAAAUAAUCAUAUAUGUGCACAUUAUUACAUUUAGCAACUAAUACGUUUCGAAAGCACUCAUUCCUGGUGUGCAGUGACAGAUUCCUUUCUAACAAGGGCCUCGCCGACAGAGGCACCUGUUAGUUUCAAAAAUGUCAAAUCUUAAUUGGAAACCUUUCCUGUAUGGAGGCCUUGCUUCAAUUGUUGCAGAGUUUGGUACCUUCCCCAUUGACCUCACUAAGACCCGUCUUCAGGUUCAAGGGCAGACUGCUGAUGCUCAUUAUACGCAAAUCAGGUACAAAGGCAUGUUUCAUGCCUUGCUGAGAAUAGGGAGGGAAGAAGGAAUCCUAGCGUUAUAUUCAGGAAUAUCACCGGCCCUGCUGCGACAGGCAUCGUAUGGCACUAUAAAGAUUGGUACUUAUCAAACCAUGAAACGUUUGUUUGUCAGCCGUCCGGAAGAUGAAACAAUGAUAAUCAAUGUAUUUUGUGGUGUGGUGUCUGGAGUAAUAUCAUCUGCCAUUGCUAAUCCGACUGAUGUUCUAAAGAUAAGGAUGCAGGCUCAAGGAAGUGUAAUUCAGGGAAGUAUGAUAGCAAACUUUUUGGAUAUCUAUCAUCAAGAGGGAACCCGAGGACUUUGGCGGGGUGUUUUGCUUACUGCCCAGAGAGCCGCCAUUGUCGUUGGUGUGGAGCUUCCUGUUUAUGACAUCACCAAAAAGCAUUUAAUCCUCUCUGGUCUGAUGGGAGACACAGUAUACACUCAUUUUAUUUCUAGCUUUACCUGUGGCCUUGCUGGUGCCUUGGCAUCAAAUCCAGUGGAUGUGGUGCGAACUCGUAUGAUGAACCAAAGAGUCAUAGCUGGCAACCAAGUGAUAUACAAAGGGACCUUGGAUGGACUAUUGCAGAUAUGGAAAAGUGAAGGCUUUUUUGCACUUUAUAAAGGUUUUUGGCCCAACUGGCUACGCCUGGGACCAUGGAAUAUUAUUUUCUUUAUCACCUAUGAGCAGCUAAAGAAGCUUCCUUUUUAAAAUGAAGAUGUUCCAAUGAAGAAGUGAAACACUGACAAAUUCUCUUCUCACGGAUUGAGCUAAAGCUAUUUGUGUUCUUAGGUCAAUGUAUUUUGUCCAUUAUCUUCAUUAUUUAUCCUGUUUAUUUAUUUUUUAUGACAAAAGAUAUAAUCAGUCUGUCACUGGUUUACCACAUUUCAUUUUAAUGUAUACAUGGGAUAAACACGAAUUAUAAGGAUGAGUAAGACAAAUGGAUAAGACUGAAAAAUCACUGUUAAUUUAGGAAAGAAUUGCAGCUUUGUUUGGUUUUUUCUUUUAUUUUUACUAGACACUCAAUCACAUAUGAAUUGUAAACAUAGUUAGCAGCAUUGCAUUCAUAUCCCAAAGGAUAUCCCAGAGUAGUUUACAAUUAGAUGAUAGGCUAUUCAUCUCUGACUGUUGUAUCUCCGGAAGAUAUUAACAUUUUGAAUUUGCAGUAGUUUCAUCCUAAAAAAAUAAUAUAUGUCCAAUAUAUGUACUGUUUCUCAGAUUAUUAGCAUAACCUAACAAACCCUUUUACAAUUUUAUAGAUUUUUUUGUUUUUAUAACCAACAGUUAAUUGUAUCUUUAUAUUCUGAGCUCCAACUUUUCUAAAAGUUCGACUAACAUUUUUGACGUUCUUGUUCUGUGUAAUUGUUCAAAACAAAAUCUUUUACACAUCAUAUUAACUGUUAAACCUGCCAGCUUGUUUAAGUCUGUUUACUUGGAGAUUGAAGCAAAGUACCACAUCCCACCACAUGCUUUAUAUAUUACAAUACAAACAGACAUACAGUUCAGCAGGUCGUCCAUUAGAUAAUUCUGAAUUCGUUAAGAAUUAAUAUGAUUAAAUGCAAAUAUUUUUAUAGCUUUGAGAAAAUGUUAUUUUUGCUCGAUGAGUAAUGAAGAUGCCUUUGAAAUGAUAGUUCCACAGUGUACUUAAAUCCUCAGGAUCACUUGGAAGCCUCUGUUUUGGUAGUUGUUUAAACACUCCAAAGUUUUUAUAUUUUGGUGGUGUCUACCAUAAAUUGUCAGUGCAUUUUCAGUAAUAUGUAAGGAGGAUUUAGAACUGAGACAUUUUCUGAAGAAAAAAAACUUUAAAAUAUAUAAAAAUUAAAGAAAAGCUCAAAGUAUUUAUUAUCUUUAAUAACCUUUUUAGUGUUAGGCUAAAGAACAAAAAUUAUUAUGGUAUGUUUAAGUUUGCAUCUUUUUAUGUAUUUGUAUUUUUUUGCCUCAAUAUUAUUGUACAUACUGUGUGGCCAUUAUGUCUAAGAUGCCUUACGUUUUUUUGUUUGUUUGUUUUUGUUAUGCAUUGGAAGUGUGAAAUAAAAAGUACAGGCAGAGCAUAGUGCCCUUGAAGGAUGCAUGUCUGUCUUCACCCUUAGUUACGGAAGACAGGAUUCUUGGGAGAUGUUACGCUUAGAUGCCAUAAGAUUUAAAAAAAACCAAAACAUAUUACUUGUAACUUAUGAUGCUGUGUUUAGCUGUAUUCUAUCCUGCAUUCAUGAAGUGGGGAACUCAUAAUAGCAAGACUAGGAAAAAUAAAUUUGAAUGACAUUCCAAGUCCACAUUAGAAGUGGGAUACUCAGUAAUCAAUUCCGAGCCCCCAAGUUUCAGUCACAUUGUUUUGUUGAUAUCACUUGAACAAGGAAGUGAGGUAGCCAUAACAGCAGUUGCAGUUAAUAAUGGUUUUGUGUACGUUUUUUAAAUUUUUUUUUAUUAAUUAACAUAUUGGGCUGAACCUGCAAAAGUAACAGCACAAAGUAGUCUGUGUCUUGCUCUGGUAGUAAGCAGAAGUGUAAGGUAGAGGGGCAUGUUGCUCUGAGCUAACCUCCUGUGAAGAGGAUUUCAAACCUUGCUGAGUUUAUUCAGAGGGCUUUACAGCAUUUCAUAGGUCAUUUAUUAGAGUGAUUUAAUUAAAUUAUUUAUUUUUGCAAAUACUAAUAUUGAAAUCUUAAAAUUAUUUGUUACAGAUUUGAAGCUUCUUUCUUAAAAUAUAGUUUAUUAUCUAGGGAGUUCUUAUAGAAUUGCACAGCAGUGCAGUGGUUAGCGCUUUUGCAUCACAGUUCAAGGAGAUUGGAUAUAGAUCCUUGUCGCUGUCUUUAGAGUAUUUGCACGUUCUCCCUAUGUCGGUGGAGUUUUCUAGGGUUGCUCUGUUUUUCCUUCAACAUCAUGCAUAUUAGAUUACUUGAUGACUCUGAAUUGGCCACAUAUUGAUGAGUGUGCCCAACCACCAUACAUGCCCCAUCUAAUGUUUUUCUUGCCUUGCAUACAGUACUGCCGGGGUAGACUCCAGUUCCUUGUGACCCUAGACAUGGAUUAGAAAGGUGUAGUAGUCAUUUUAUUUUCACAUGUUCACAUAUACACGCCUGUACACACAGAGAGUUAGCCCUGCGCACAACAAAUGGCUUAACUUUCCUAGUCAAAAACAUCGUUCUAUUUUUUCGUGUAUCGCUGGCACUGUUUGUGAGAUUACGGUAUACACACAAACACUGGAUUUUAUGUACAUGCAGCACUUGGAUGUGAAAAAAAUCAGUGCCUCAGGGCAUGGGAGGUGCAAUAUUAUGAUGAAUGAAUGAAUCAGUGAAUGAGUAAAAGCUUUUGAAAAAAAUGACAUUUUGUUGCAAAAAGAGUACUAUCUGUUUCAAGUUCUGAGCAAGUUUUAGUUUUAUGUAUGAAGUCAUUAUAAACAUUUCUAUUGCCAAGCAUCAUCAGUGAUUGUCCAGUUUAGGACAAACGCAUGUUUGUUGUUUGGCGUGUUGUUCAAUGCUGAUUUAAUUGUAAAAAAAAAAAAAAAUGCUCUUUUGCAAAAACAAAAUAAAAUGUUAGCACAAUAAGAGCAUUGUAGCAUUUAUGUGUUUCUAGUUUCUUUUAUUUUAUGCACAUUACCUUUGUGUGUAUUUUAUGUGUAAAUAGAUGUAAUCUGAAAAUAAAUGGAAAAAGAACAAGCCUUGAACAAUUCUGUGCCAAGUGACUGAUGUUUCUUUCAACUCAGUAAUAAACCAUGAAGCAUUAUUUAACUUA